Messenger RNA from Hippocampus zosterae (dwarf seahorse), 3856 nucleotides. It is a transcript of the gene gphnb, whose product is annotated as gephyrin b. Lineage: Eukaryota; Metazoa; Chordata; Actinopteri; Syngnathiformes; Syngnathidae. Gene Ontology annotation, biological process: postsynaptic neurotransmitter receptor diffusion trapping; Mo-molybdopterin cofactor biosynthetic process; establishment of synaptic specificity at neuromuscular junction. The record is from RefSeq and is a predicted model, not a curated record. Gene Ontology annotation, molecular function: molybdopterin molybdotransferase activity. The transcript is spliced from 26 exons. Gene Ontology annotation, cellular component: postsynaptic membrane; cytoplasm; postsynaptic specialization. Bases 145 to 2685 code for a protein of 846 amino acids.
UCCUCGUCCUCAACCUCCUCCCUCCUCUUUCUCUUCUUCCUCCAUCCCCGCUUUAUCCUCUUCCUCCCUCUCCCCAGCAAGUUCGAUGCGAUCGGCUCUGGGCCCUGCCGUGAGUUGUCGGUGCGGGCGACAGCGCUGCUGAACAUGGCGUCGGACGGGAUGAUUUUAACAAACCACGACCACCAAAUUCGGGUCGGAGUCCUGACGGUGAGCGACAGCUGUUACCGAAACCUGGCAGAGGACCGCAGCGGCGUAAACCUCAAAGAUCUCGUCCAUGAUCCAUCCUUGUUGGGUGGUAUGAUUGUGGCUUACAAGAUAGUGCCAGACGAAAUAGAUGAAAUCAAGGAGACUUUGGUGGACUGGUGCGAUGAAAAGGAGCUUAACCUCAUUUUAACCACCGGAGGUACCGGCUUUGCUCCAAGAGACGUCACACCGGAGGCCACUAAGGAGGUGAUCGAGCGUGAGGCUCCGGGGAUGUCGCUGGCAAUGUUGAUGGGCUCUCUCAACGUCACGCCGCUAGGCAUGCUGUCCAGACCUGUGUGCGGAAUUCGAGGGAAGACACUAAUCAUUAACUUACCAGGAAGCAAGAAAGGCUCCCAGGAAUGCUUCCAGUUCAUCCUGCCAGCGCUGCCACACGCCAUCGACCUCCUGCGUGACGCCGUGGUGAAGGUUAAGGAGGCGGCGGACGAGCUGGAGGACCUGCCGUCGCCGCCGCCGCCUCUGUCGCCGCCGCCCAACAGUUCGCCACGGCGUCAGACGGAGGACAAGGGCGUGCAGUGCGAGGACGAGGAUGAGGAAAAGAAAGACAGCGGCGUGGCGUCCACGGAGGACAGCUCCUCCUCCCACAUCACCGCAGCAUCCAUCGCCGCCAAGAUCCCAGACGCCAUUAUCUCGCGGGGUGUACAGGUCUUGCCCAGGGAUACGGCCUCUCUCAGCACCACGCCCUCGGAGUCGCCCCGUGCCCAGGCCACUUCACGCCUCUCUACCGCAUCCUGCCCCACCCCUAAAGCGCGGCUCCCCUCCUGUUCAUCUACCCUAAGCAUUGCCGAGGCCUCACGGAGAGAAUUCAGGGCUCACCUGGAUGAGGUCAUCACGCUCAAGUCAAGGUACUCUACCUUGGACCAGCGACACGCCAUAUUCGAGCCACGGCGUCCAUCGUCCUACGCCAACUGUCUUCCCCUAUUUUCAUGGCUCUCCGAUGGUGGAGUCUUUGUCGUCAUCUCUCCGGAGCUUUUGUUUGUUUCAUCACAUCACCCGUGCACUGAGCUCCAGUGUAGGUUGGAGGGGCUUAAAGAUGAUCGCAGGAGGACCUUCAGCUCUCGAGUGCAGUCGCGAUGCAGCAGCAAAGAGAAUAUCCUAAGAUCAAGUCACAGUGCUGUGGACAUUACCAAGGUGGCCCGGAGACACCGCAUGUCCCCUUUCCCCCUCACUUCCAUGGACAAGGCCUUCAUCACUGUGCUGGAGAUGACGGCCGUCCUGAGCACCGAGAUCAUCAAUUACAGAGACGGGAUGGGUCGAGUCCUCGCUCAGGACGUUUAUGCCAAAGACAACCUGCCGCCCUUCCCUGCCUCUGUCAAGGAUGGCUAUGCUGUGAGAGCCGCCGACGGCCCGGGCGACCGCUUCAUCAUUGGAGAGUCACAAGCAGGCGAGCAGCCCACCCACACCGUGAUGCCUGGCCAGGUGAUGAGGGUGACAACCGGCGCUCCUAUCCCCUGCGGGGCUGACGCCGUCGUUCAGGUGGAAGACACGGAGCUCCUCCGCGAGUCCGAAGAUUUUGUCUUUCAGGGCACCGAGGAACUGGAAGUACGAAUUCUAGUUCAGGCUCGGCCAGGCCAGGACAUCAGGCCUAUUGGUCACGACAUCAAGCGUGGCGAGUGUGUGCUGGCCAAGGGCACCCACAUGGGCCCCUCUGAGAUCGGCCUCCUGGCCACCGUGGGAGUCACGGAGGUGGAGGUGCAGAAAUUUCCCGUGGUGGCGGUCAUGUCGACAGGAAAUGAGUUGCUGAACCCAGAGGAUGACCUCCAUCCCGGGAAGAUCCGGGACAGCAACCGCUCCACCCUACUGGCCACCAUCCAGGAACAUGGCUACCCAACCAUCAAUCUUGGCAUUGUGGGGGACAACCCCGAUGACCUUCUCAAUGCUCUGAACGAAGGCAUCAGCCGUGCUGAUGUCAUUAUCACCUCAGGCGGAGUAUCCAUGGGAGAGAAGGACUACCUAAAGCAGGUGCUGGAUAUAGAUCUUCAUGCUCAGAUACAUUUUGGUCGGGUCUUCAUGAAACCAGGGCUCCCAACCACCUUUGCCACGCUGGAUAUCGACGGUGCUCGUAAACUCAUCUUUGCCCUCCCAGGUAGAAACCCCGUAUCCGCUGUCGUCACAUGUAAUCUUUUUGUCAUCCCUGCCUUGAGGAAGAUGCAGGGCAUUUUGGACCCAAGGCCGACCAUCAUCAAAGCGAGGUUAUCUUGUGAUGUGAAAUUGGAUCCUCGCCCCGAAUAUCACCGCUGCAUCCUUACGUGGCAUCACCAGGAACCUCUGCCGUGGGCCCAGAGCACAGGGAACCAGGUGAGCAGCAGACUGAUGAGCAUGCGCAGCGCCAACGGGCUCCUGAUGCUACCUCCCAAAACCGAGCAAUACGUGGAGCUGCACAAAGGGGAAGUGGUGGACGUCAUGGUCAUCGGCCGGCUAUGAUGUCGUGGCGGCGGGGGGCGGAGGGUCGCCGUCGUUUCUCGCGAGGGUCGUUCACGGGCGGUUCACAGUGCAUGUCCACAUAUCAUCGACGAUUCUGUAAUAUGCAACGGCACAGCUAGUUUUUGUUGAUUCGGAGAACGUUGAGAUAUAGUCGACAUCUCGAUCACAGCCUAGAUACUGUAUAAGAAAAACUUAAUUUACGGAGAGUAUAGUAUUUGAAAGAGAAAAUACAACUUUUAAUGGAGGGGGAAAAAAAAUCUAAUGAUAAAGAGAUUUAUUCUGUAAUAUAUUCUGAUUAUUCUUAUUAUUAUGAUUAUUCUUCUCAUCAUUAUUAUAUUAAGGCAACUUUGUUCCUUUCAUUGCAAUUGCUUUGUGUGUUCAACGCUAGACCUUAUCUAUAGCAGUAGCAUUUUAAUAGACAGCUGUAGGUGCCUGCCAGGACUUGGGGGGAGAAUUCUCAUCUUUAGUGGAAAAAUACCCGUACCCUGAUUUUAAUUUAAUUUAUUUAUUUAGUUUUGAAAAUGAAGAAAAAUAAUGAAGACUCCAGAUUUCCCAUGGUGCUGCAGUUCGAAGGAAAAGAGGGGCACAUCAAGGUCUUUUUCGCUUUUGAGCGCCAAUCAAGGUGACACUUUUUCUCUCGUUAGUAUGCAUCAUAUUGGCUUCACAAAGAGCUUUGCUUGUCGUUUAUCUCGUGAGUCUUGUUUAUGUGCGCGUGCCAAAUGCCUGGGUGUGGGAGGGAGUCAGAGAGGGGUGUGGGGUGCAGGGUGCGCCCAAGCUUUCCUUAAGUUUGCGGUAACCAGGUGGAACAUUUGCUCCCGCCCUGCCCACCACCCUGACUACAACCCCCCCCCCCCCCUGCCCAGGGAUCAGCUUGGGGUGGGGAAGGGGAAAUAUAUUUUAUUUGAGCAACUAUUUAAGAAAAAAAAGCAAGAGAAGAAGCAGCUUCUUUAAUUGCUGACAGCCUUUUUAACCGACUUCACAAAAUUGUACAGAAAAAAGAAAAUAAAUAGAACCAUAUUGUACAGAUAUGUGACCAGCACUCCUAAGGCAGUUAUUACAAAGCAAUGAGGAGACAUUGAACAACGCUGUACUAUAAACAUUUUCUGUAAUGAUGCUGAAACUGAUGGAAGAGACUACGAAAAUAAAAUCCUUGAUCAUUAUGUAAAAAAAA